This is a messenger RNA of Ooceraea biroi (clonal raider ant), 3464 nucleotides long. RefSeq names its product kinesin-like protein 64D (gene Klp64D). NCBI's taxonomy places the organism in Eukaryota, Metazoa, Arthropoda, Insecta, Hymenoptera, Formicidae. Gene Ontology annotation, molecular function: ATP binding; microtubule motor activity; microtubule binding. The record is from RefSeq and is a predicted model, not a curated record. Gene Ontology annotation, biological process: microtubule-based movement; mitotic cell cycle. Gene Ontology annotation, cellular component: microtubule.
CCGCAAGAAUCGAUCCAUUUGUUUACGGAGGUCGUCUGCUAGAGAGCUCGACGUUUCUGACGUGUCCAGACGUUUACGCAUUAUGCUGUGAGAAACGCGUUUUUAUGUGACUGCUGCGGGCAAACGGAUCCGCGAUGCCAGGCACCGAAGAUAGUACGACAGAGUUGGGGGAGAUAGAGAAUGUCAGGGUGGUGGUGCGAGUCCGGCCGUUGAGCACCAAGGAAUUCGACAGCCGCUGCAAGAACAUCACGGAAGUGGAUACUCUAAAUGGCGACAUCACUGUGGAGAAUCCCAAUGCGGCACACGGGGAGCCACCGAAAGUCUUCUCGUUUGACGCGGUGUUCGACACGGAUUCCACGCAGGUGGACAUCUACAACGAGACCGCCAGACCCAUAGUGGACAAGGUGUUGCAGGGAUACAAUGGAACAAUCUUUGCGUACGGUCAGACUGGUACUGGCAAAACUUACACCAUGUCGGGUGCCAAAACCUCACCGCAGGCAAGGGGAAUCAUCCCGAACACGUUUGCACAAAUUUUCGGACACAUAGCCAAGGCCGACGAAAAUCAGAAAUUUCUUGUGCGCGCGACAUACUUAGAGAUCUACAACGAGGAAGUACGCGAUCUGCUUGGUAAGGACCAGAAUACGCGGUUGGAGGUGAAGGAAAGACCGGACAUUGGAGUGUUUGUGAAGGAUCUGAGCGGAUACGUGGUGAAUAACGCCGACGAUUUAGAUCGCAUAAUGUCGCUGGGAAACAAAAAUCGCGUUGUUGGAGCUACUGCCAUGAACGUGUCCAGCUCCAGGUCGCACGCGAUAUUCACGAUCACCGUUGAAUCUAGUCAGAUUGGUGAGGACGGGGAGCAGCACGUUAAAAUGGGGAAGCUACAUUUGGUAGAUUUAGCUGGAUCAGAGAGACAGAGCAAGACGAAAGCGACGGGCCAGCGACUCCGCGAGGCCACUAAGAUCAAUUUGUCACUGUCUACAUUGGGGAACGUAAUAUCCGCUUUGGUUGACGGACAAAGUUCUCACGUGCCUUACAGAAACUCCAAGCUAACCAGGUUGCUGCAGGACUCGUUGGGUGGAAACUCGAAGACUUUGAUGUGUGCGAACAUUAGUCCAGCAGAUAUAAAUUACGACGAGACCAUAAGCACUUUACGUUACGCGAACCGCGCGAAGAAUAUCAGGAAUCGCGCGAGGGUCAACGAGGACCCGAAGGACGCCCUGCUCCGUCAGUUCCAAGUCGAGAUCGAGCAGUUGCGCAAACAGCUGGAAGAGAAUGGUGCGCAGCCCUCGGAAUCCGAGGAAGAAUCCGAAGAUUCGGAUGAACCCAAAGAAACGAAGCGCGACAAGAAAGCCCGACGUCGAAGGAGUCAGAUACUGUCGAUGGAAGAGCUGGAAGACAGAGACACAGACUCAACAGAGAAGGUCGAUAAAGCUGAGAGAGACGAUAAGAGUCCCGUGGACAAGGACGUCAUCGAACUGAAAAGAACUCAGAGCGAGAAAGAAGCGCUGCGCGAGAAGAUGCAGAAUUUGCAGAACAAGAUCUUAGUGGGCGGUGAGAAUUUGUUGGAGAAAGCGGAAGCUCAGGAGCAGUUGUUAGCGGCCGCCGCGGUCGAACUCGACCAGCGGAAGAGCAGAGAGGAGCAACUGAAGAAGGCCAUCAAGGCGAAGGAGGCGGAACGCAUCGACAUUGAGGAGAAGUACUCGUCUCUGCAAGAGGAAGCGGCCGGGAAAACGAAAAAAUUGGCCCGCGUAUACACGAUGUUGAUGUCCGUGAAAGCGGAGCUGUCCGACUUGCAACAGGAGCAUCAGAGAGAAAUGGAGGGGCUCCUGGAGGGUGUACGGGGAAUCGGCAGAGAAUUACAGUUGCAGAAUCUGAUUGUGAACCAUUAUAUUCCCGUUCAAUAUCAGACGAUGAUCAAGAGAUACGUUCACUGGAAUGAAGACAUCGGCGAGUGGCAACUGAAAUGCGUGGCGUAUACCGGGAAUAACAUGCGCAAAGCGCAAACUGUGGCACCGGCAGGAAAUAAUAAAGAUGCAAUGCCGCCGGACAUGUCGAACAUAUAUCUCUCUUACAACAACGGAAUAGACAAUACGUUCAUACCGAAGAAAGUGCGGAGUCGCUCUGGCGUCCCCAGACCAACCACGGCGCACCGACGCACGCCGCAUUGAGGACAGAGAAGUUCCUCGGCCGCGAAAAGAGAACAGAGGUUUAUCUUUACCCACAUUUUUUUGUAGAUCUAUAUUUGUUUCUUUUUUUAGACUUGUCUACGUCUAUACAUUCGCUCGCGCAACUGUGCAGUAUACUUCAAUACUCACAUCGGUGACCCGUGUGAUUAGAUUGGACUCGUUUUAAUAUUUCAGUCUGACAUCUUGUAUUAUUUUUUGCGAUCCUGAGAUUUUUUUUAUACGAGUAUGACAUACGAGAAAGAUAACUCUGUCAUGCAAAUCCGAUUAAUUGAAGAUACGAUUUGAACAGCGAUCAUUAUAGAAAGGCAAUCGACAUAUACAUUGAUUUAGAUACUUGUUAAUUAUGAGAUUUAGAUGCAGCAGAUGGACGCAGAACUAUUUAUUUAAAUGCAUUCCUUUUUUAAUUUUUUUUAGUACGCGUAAGAAGCACAAGUAUUUUAUUCCAAACUAUUCAAUUUCUUUUUUACUUGUGAUAUCGUUUGUGAUAGCAAGAGAAACAUACUGCAACACAUCGUGCAUUUAAGUUACAUACGUCUUCGUGUUAUAACGAUAUUCGAGAGAAAUCAUUGUUAAUGUGGAAACCCGUUAAGAAAAUGGAAAUGAUGCUGUACCUGUGGUAUGAAAGAGAUAUGGGAGUUUCGAAGAAAAGACAUUCUUAAGAAAAGUUUAUCUUGUAUUUAGAAAUUCAUGUAUCUUCGGUAGCUUUGUCCGCGCUUACGCUCUUCAUAAUAAUUCCUUUAGGUAACUUUCGCAUAAAAACUAUUAAGUGAGGCGAUAAAAAAAAUAAACUAGAACACAGCGCAUAUUUAUAAUUAAUGUCAGUAUUAGUGUAAAAUAAUCUCGAUAGCAUCCUGUAUAUCUUCAUUUGAUGAAAUAGUCAUCCUUAUGUGCUGUAACGCUAUCAAGGGAUUUUACGUUUUGCAUUGUAACAUGCAAAGAUACUUGAAAGACAUUCGAUUAUGUGAAAAAUAUCUGAGAAAAAAACAAUAGUUGAAGACGUCUGGUCUUUUAAAUAUAUAUUUCGGACUUUCACGUUAUUCGAAAAUGUUUUAUUACGUGAACCUUUUAGAUGGCUCACGACCAAGUAUGUGCAUUUAUCAUUUACUGUGAUACACGAGAUACUUUCGCGUACGUUUUCGAUUUAGUUUUUUAUCAACGCGUCGUUCAGCGUUGUGUAAGUAGCCGCUCAAUGGUAACGCUGAAUAUCUAUUGUUGCCAUCAUGUGCGUAUCCUGUUUUGUAUUUAUAAUUUGAGAAAUAAAGAAGACAAAUUUCAAAC